Messenger RNA from Camelina sativa (false flax), 1804 nucleotides. Its product is annotated as protein LIGHT-DEPENDENT SHORT HYPOCOTYLS 9. Gene Ontology annotation, biological process: response to light stimulus; mRNA transcription. Lineage: Eukaryota; Viridiplantae; Streptophyta; Magnoliopsida; Brassicales; Brassicaceae. Gene Ontology annotation, cellular component: nucleus. The record is from RefSeq and is a predicted model, not a curated record.
UCUCUCUUUAUAUUUCCCUUACUUUAUUGUUACUUUUAAACCUUCUUCAAUUUGCUCUCAAACCAAAAAUAUAAUACUCCCAAACAACACCAUACAAAAAAAAGAAUCAGAAUUCCCCUAAUAAUGUCUUCGGAUAAUCACACACCGACGAAAGAUCCACCGGAUCAUCCAUCUUCUUCCUUUAACCACCACAAGCAACCGCUUCAACCUCAACCGCAGCAACCCCUCAGCCGCUACGAAUCUCAGAAACGCCGAGAUUGGAACACGUUCAUCCAAUACCUAAAAUCGCAGAAUCCACCGUUGAUGAUGUCUCAGUUCGACUACACGCACGUGCUAAGUUUCCUAAGGUACUUAGAUCAGUUUGGUAAGACCAAAGUACAUCACCAAGCUUGUGUCUUCUUCGGACAACCCGAUCCACCAGGACCUUGCACGUGUCCUCUCAAACAAGCUUGGGGAAGCCUAGAUGCUUUGAUCGGAAGGUUGAGAGCUGCUUACGAGGAACACGGUGGCGGGUCACCUGAUACUAACCCGUUUGCAAACGGGUCGAUCCGGGUUCACUUGAGGGAAGUGAGAGAGUCUCAAGCCAAGGCCCGUGGGAUUCCGUACAGGAAGAAGAAGAGGAGAAAGAUUAAAAACGACGUCGCUGUUGUCAAGAAGGAUGUUGCAAACUCUUCGACUUCUAAACAGUCGUCCACUUGAUAAUUAUAUCAUAUAAAACAAUUUCCAAUAUAGGUAAUCAAUUUUAAAAUUCUGUUUUUAAAACAAAUUUAAAGUUUCGUAGUAUGAUCUUUUUUUUUUUAAAUUGAAAUUAUUCUCUCUGGAUAUCUAUAGACCACAAAACUCAAUAUAUCGGAUUAAUAAUAGUGAUUGAUUUCCAUCAAAAUUUCCUGAUGAUUUUCUAUUGUUAUUUAUCCUAAUGCGUGUGUGUAUAUAUUUUUUAGACUGAUUAGGUACUCAAAAUCACCUAAGAUUAAGGGAGAAUAUAUCACUAAAAUGUAGUUUAUAGUUUGUCAUAGAACUUAGCCGAUACAAAGCAGUUCUUAGCUAUUAGACUAUUAGAGUGUGUGCCAACUGUGAAUGUAUUUAAAUGACAUUAAAUUUCUGUACGUUGCAUGCCUCAUGAUGUAUUAACAUGUAUACAUUGGUAGUAUACUAGUAUACCGUAGUAGUCUGGUACACAUGUUGGAAUACACAACUAGAUAAAUAAUAGUUUUUGUAUUACAUGUAUAGAAUUAAGUAUUACUUUUAUGUGUAUAUAUAUAUAUAUACAUAUAUAUAUAUAUAUAUAUGUGCACACGUAUACAAAAUUUGUAGUUGUAUUACAAGGUCUAGAGCCCAACUAUGCAAAGAACUGAAAAGGAAACCAGUUAUACCAGCAUUACCAAAUCGUGAUUUAUGUAGCAAACCGAACUUAGGAUCGAACGGGCAAUAAACCUGUCUUCAAUAAUCACAAGAUUAAGAAGUUAAAACGAUCGAGUCGGUACGGUAUAGAAAGUGUUUUCAGAAACCCUAGAUCCCGGAGAGGGCUAUCUAUAUGUACGAACUUUAGUUAUACUUAUACCUAAAGUUAAUGUAUAUAUAUCUGUUUGUAGCUAGUUAUAAAUUAGCCAUAGGCCAUAGUAUUAAAUAAUAAUGGCCUGGAGUCAUGAGUUUAAGGAUAAGAUUGUUUUAAUAUGAUUCCAUAGUGCCAUGUUUCUUUAUGAAUUAGUAUGUUAUUCAUGGGUUUGGAAGUAUUGCUUUGUUAUACAAAAUGCAAGUUUAAAUCUAUCAUACUUGUAGCUGAUCGAUUAGUUACAAACCGGAA